This is a messenger RNA of Loa loa (African eye worm), 1101 nucleotides long. RefSeq lists its product as hypothetical. Lineage: Eukaryota; Metazoa; Nematoda; Chromadorea; Rhabditida; Onchocercidae. The record is from RefSeq and is a predicted model, not a curated record. The transcript has 7 exons. The coding region runs from base 28 to 981 and encodes 317 amino acids.
AAUUUUCAGUGUGAUAAAAUAGCCACCAUGGGUUGGAACUCUCUUCGGAGCCGAACAGUGUCAGAUGAUACCAAAAUGUUGAAUGAAAUGGACAAUGUUCCAGAAUCAAAAUCCGCAAUUAUUCGAAAUUCUGAUGGUGCCUUAGGUGGCUUUGUGUCAAUGAUCAGUUAUGCGACAAAUCAGGCUUACUGUUUGGCAGCUCAAAUCGAUCAGUCCAUUAAUGACAAAUACAUUAACAUUGAGCCAACCAAUGAUCCGGAGUGUUUUCAAAUCGUCAAUAUCCAGAAUGUAGCUGAAGAUAUAAGUCUGCUGCCGAUAUUCAUACAGGUGCAUCAUAAUCCCAAAGAGCGCUUGCCACUACAGCAUCUGAUUGAUCAAGCUGCUGAAAGGACGUUGGGACGAUUGAAUCUAGAUUUAAAAAAAAAUAUUACCGUCGAUCUAACUGAUAACGAUGAUAUGAAUAUUUGGAGGGAUAAAGCUGGUUUUGUUGUCAGAGACAAAGUGCAGUUAUGUGAGCUCACUGUCAAUAAAAAUGAAUUUCAGAAAACUCUCGAAACAGUUAAAAAUGUCAAAAUUUCGAAAUUCGAUGGCUCACAAAUGGGGAAACUCGUGAAAUUUGAUAAGACAGUGAGCAGUGCAAAUCGCAGUGGAUUUCUGAAAUACCUCUUUGAAGAUGCGAAUAUAUUGAUUGCUGAAAAUGAAGAAACAUCUGCAGUGGAUGGUUACGGUGUAUUCCGGGAAGAUCGCAUUCUUGCUGUAUACGCAAAUGCCAAGGAGACUGCUCAUGCCAUCACACAGGAAAUACUCCGAACAAUGAAUCACGAUAAGAUAAUGUUAUGUACAAUACGGAAUCGCUGGAGCAUUGAACACAAGCCAAAUACCCGUUGCAAACAGAUUAUUCGUCUUCAUACGCGUGCGCUAGUGACAGGCAUCAUGUGGGACCAAAUAUUUAUUUUAAACGCGGGCAUGAAUUUGAUCUGAAUAUAUUGAUCUGAGAUAAUGCAGUUGAAUACAAGCACGUUUUCUCGAACUGCUCACUUCACAGAUUGUAUAAACGGCAUUUCUAAGUACUUGAGGACUUACGGCAUGUUUAUAUUUGCG